AUGGCGAUGAAAACGUUACAAUUUGUAGCGGGUCUUCAGGAUCCUACACUGCGCGAAGUUUGCCUUAGGAUAAUUCUCCGACUGUACUCACAUGCGGAUGACACUCCGAUGAAAAUCGAAGAUCUGGUUAAUGAAUGUGAGAAUUUCACCGCAUUGAAAAUGGACAACACGGACAUGGAAGGAACACACGACGUCCAUGCUGUGUGGAAGAAGAAGAUAAAAUGCUUCAGCUGUGGAGGUCCACAUUUCAAAAAAAAUGCCCACUCUCCGCCUCCGCUGGUCAGAAGAAGCGAUGCAGAACAGGACCCCAGCCCUAUGGUCGCAGAAGACAGUGCAAAAACGUUGUCGCGUUUGACGCCGAGAAUACAAGGACUUACCUCGACGUCGUUAUCAAUGGAUGUUCAU
This is a messenger RNA of Strongylus vulgaris, 405 nucleotides long. Lineage: Eukaryota; Metazoa; Nematoda; Chromadorea; Rhabditida; Strongylidae. The record is from the annotation of a GenBank genome assembly.